AUGAAUUUUGCACAAGAACUCUGCGUCAUUGACGAGACAUUCCACACAGUCUGUGGCCACGUCAUCACUAGAAUCAAGCAUGAAGAUGAUCGUUGCCUAUACUUCAAUCAUAAUCCUUACCUCGAGGGUCAAUAUAUUCAGUGUUUGUGUAGAGCCUAUCAUAUCAGUCAAGCCACAAUCCUCGACUCAUCCUGUAAGUUCUGCUUGAAUCCCGAUACUGAUGCUAUUGAAAACGAAUGGAGAUCUGACGAGGAAGAAAUCACACCAGCCGAGAUCCAAUCUCGUCGGGAGUUUUGUGCACGAUACACCGAGGAGCAAAGAACACAUUUUGCAAGACAGGCAAUUUUCGAGUUCGACGCCGAAACAGCUGCGGAAGGCUACGAAGUAGGGUUGCAGCUUCAUGAGGAGGGUUCAGAUGAACUGACAGAAGAGAUCCUCGACAGAUUGGGGUUGAACAUCAUCAGAUUUGACAGAACCCGAAACUGGUACCUCGCACAACAAAACUACUACUUUGGACAGGUCAGAAACGGCAUCCCUGAGGCUGAGCUUGCAAGUGUGUACGAAGAAACGGAUCCCAACCCCGCGAUUCUUGCACCAGUGCUCCCAGCGGAUUUCCCAGACGACGAGAUUUGCGGCAUCUGUCGACAACCCUUGCAUCAUCCGGAAGCCGGUGGGCUCACAGGUCUUCGUCGGGUCUUCUGCGGCUUUCAUAUUUUUCAUCACGAUUGCAUUCUUCCCUGGUUCCGCGAAGGAGCUGCGGAUACAAUCUCAUGCCCUACUUGCAGGGCCUCAAGAACCGUCAUCGUCCCGCCCGACUUUUCUGACAUAGUUCCUCUCCAAUAG
Molecule: messenger RNA, 843 nt
Organism: Botrytis porri
Lineage: Eukaryota; Fungi; Ascomycota; Leotiomycetes; Helotiales; Sclerotiniaceae
Exons: 1
Coding region: 1-843 (280 amino acids)
Source: RefSeq, a predicted model, not a curated record